AUGACUUCCGAUAUUAACACUACAGGCUUGCCUGCUACAAAAUCUACGGAAGCAGGCUACACCUUCACAACAGAUCAAGAUGACGUCCGCCUAAGUGAAAUGGGAUAUAGCUCUGAGUUAUAUCGCAAAUUCUCAUUACUCUCGAUAUUGUCUGUUGGGUUCAGUAUCUCCAACAGCUGGUGGGCUGUUACCGGAGCCCUUGUAACCGGUAUUAUGAAUGGUGGUGCAGCGAUAUACAUCUAUGGGACGAUCCUUGUUGCGCUGGUUCAUGUUGCUAUCGGGGCGAGUCUUGGAGAGCUAGCUAGUGCCUAUCCUAAUGCUGGCGGACAGUACUAUUGGGUAAUCAUGUUAGCGCCCGAAAGUUACAAACGAUUUUUGUCAUACUUCACAGGGGUUGUCUCCUGGGCUGGUGCAAUGAUCACUGGCGCAUCAGUUUCGUUGGUAGUUGGACAAGGUGUAGUCGGCAUAAUAAUUCUUUGUAGACCAGAGAUAACCUACCAUCCCUGGAUGGCUGUCAUCGGCUAUCAAAUGAUCAAUAUGCUCGUUUUCUUCCUCAAUUGCUAUUCUCGGAUACUCCCUAAUCUCAGCAAGGCGAGCUUCUAUAUAUCACUCUUCUCCUUCCUCGUAAUCACCCUAAGUAUCCUCAUAGCCUCUCCACAAAAGGCAUCUAUCGAUUCUGUUUUCCGUGGAUUCAGCAAUUUCUCCGGAUGGGAUUCUAACGCGAUCUGCUUCUUCACUGGUUUAUUGGGGGUAAACUGGGGGUUCUCUUGUUUGGACGCCUGUACGCAUAUGGCGGAGGAGCUUCCCAAGCCCGAUAGAAAUGUGCCGAAAGCAAUACUGGGUACAGUAGCAAUUGGGUUUGUGACCAGCUGGGUGUAUAGUAUUGCGAUAUUAUUUUCGAUACAGGAUCUUGACGCUAUCAUUGAAACUCCGACCUUUGUGCCCAAUUUAGAGCUCUUCAAGCAGGCUUUGAGGGGAAGUAUAGCUGGAACGAUUGCAUUAGAGAUUCUCGUUCUACUAACUGGUAUCGGAUGCUUAAUGAGCAUCCACACAUGGCAAUGCCGUUUGAUGUGGAGUUUUUCACGCGACAACGGCUUCCCCUUCUCCUCCCACCUUUCUCGUGUCGCUCCCGCCCCAUACAAUGUCCCCCUCUGGGCACACAUAUUCUCCACAUUUUGGAUAGCCGUCCUCGGAUUUCUAUAUCUCAUCUCCACCAGCGCUUUCGGAUCCCUCGUCACCGGCUGUAUAUUGAUGCAGUACGUAUCCUACACAAUACCGGUCGUACUUCUGAUGCUACAGAAUCGAAAGCUCUCAAAUCCGGGUCCAUUUCGGCUGGGAAGGUGGGGAUGGUUAGCGAACGGGAUACUGGUUGGGUGGGCGUUAUUUACGCUCGUAUUUUAUAGCUUUCCGUUUGUGAUACCUGUAACAGGUGGGAAUAUGAAUUAUGUUUCUGUGGUUAUGGCGAUUAUAUUUGCAGAAUUGAGGACAAUAUUACUGCUGCGAGAGGUUAAUUCAAUGAGAAUAAACCCUAGACAAGUAGAGUAA
Molecule: messenger RNA, 1545 nt
Organism: Morchella sextelata
Lineage: Eukaryota; Fungi; Ascomycota; Pezizomycetes; Pezizales; Morchellaceae
Exons: 9
Coding region: 1-1545 (514 amino acids)
Biological process (GO): transmembrane transport
Cellular component (GO): membrane
Molecular function (GO): transmembrane transporter activity
Source: RefSeq, a predicted model, not a curated record